AUGCCCACAGUUCUGGUAGAAUUCUGGGAAAUUGCAAUAAACGCUAUCCAUUUCCCUCCGAAUAUUCAACACAACUUCAUUCAGGUGCCAAUGUACAUGCGAAACUCUGCUGCUGCCAUUAUAAUGUACGAGUCAAGCCGGUCAGUGCAUGUUGGAUUGGUGGACAAAUGGGCUGAAGAACUUCGUAAGUGUUGUGGUAUGGCCGAUCCGUUGGUGGUGCUCAUUGGCAACAAGUGUGAUCUACAAGAUAAGCGGCGCGUUUCAUCGAUAGAAGGCCAAGAGAAGGCUUUUGCACUUGACGCACGAUUUUACGAGAUCUCAGCUGAAAAGCCAAUAACCUUUGCCUUGGUGCUAGAAGAUCUCUGCAACGAUCUUUUGUCCAGCGCGAGUGCUGAAGAGAUAUCCUCGUUGCACUCUGUGACCCGUACUGACGUCGUUCGUCUUCCGUCGAGCUCCUCUUCGGUCUCGUCGAAGGACUCAAAGGCCAAAACCAGGUGCUGCGCAUUCCUAUAG
Messenger RNA from Ostertagia ostertagi, 513 nucleotides. The record is from the annotation of a GenBank genome assembly. NCBI's taxonomy places the organism in Eukaryota, Metazoa, Nematoda, Chromadorea, Rhabditida, Trichostrongylidae.